GAGUACGACGGUCGUACGAAGACUUGGGGACGCAUUCAUUUCAACAUGGUCGACUACGCGCAGGAGCUGAAGGAGAUCGACAUACCGCCGCAGCGCCGCAAGGACAUCGAGUCAGCGGUUACGCCGAGCGAAGCCACCCAACUUCGAGCAAUCCUAGGACAACUGAUGUGGCUGGCGACUCAAGGAGUACCUCUGAUAUGUGCAGAGCUGUCCUUGCUACUCGCGUACACGAACACGGCCGCCAUCAACGCGCUCUUGCAGGCCAACAAGUUGAUUCGGAGAGCGAAGACAGAGGUCCAGAAGGAGUUGAUCAUGGAGAACCAUCUCAACCCUUGUAUCGUGGGGUAUCCGGAUGCCGCCUGGAAUGUUCGACGAGAUGGUUCGUCGCAAGGAGGCUUCCUGAUCUUCAUGACAGAGUGCAACCUAAUGCAUAAUAAGGAGGCGCAGAUUUCACUAAUAGCAUGGGCGUUCGCGAAGCUACCUCGAGUGUGCAGGAAGGAGUUCGAGUGCGGCAGAAGUACAAGCGGCCAGCGAGGAGCCCUCGUACUGGACUGCAGUGGCGUGUUCGAUGCGUUGGACAAGUCGGAGAGCAGCGCGCUGGGCCUGAAGGACAAGAGGCGCGCACUGGAAGCCCUGGCUCUGAAGAGAGGCAUGGCGGCGACAGCAACUUCAUUGCGGUGGUGUCACAGCAGCGCGCAACUGAGCGACUGCAUGGCGAAGAACUCCGAGAAGGCGAGAGCGAGCUACAACUUGUGGCAACAACGAGGAAGCUGGAAGCUGAUCUACGACGCGAACUUCAUUUCGGAGAAAACCAGAAAGAAGAAAGGCAUGGACACUCUCGACCAGGAUACGUUCUUCGCAGUGGAUGAAGAUGAUGCGUGGCAACUAUAUCCGGAUGACUUGGAGAUCGAGACGGAGUCGGAGAUCGUG
Molecule: messenger RNA, 930 nt
Organism: Prorocentrum cordatum
Lineage: Eukaryota; Dinophyceae; Prorocentrales; Prorocentraceae
Source: the annotation of a GenBank genome assembly